This is a messenger RNA of Conger conger (European conger), 1951 nucleotides long. Its product is annotated as sialate O-acetylesterase-like. The record is from RefSeq and is a predicted model, not a curated record. The coding region runs from base 65 to 1645 and encodes 526 amino acids. NCBI's taxonomy places the organism in Eukaryota, Metazoa, Chordata, Actinopteri, Anguilliformes, Congridae. Gene Ontology annotation, biological process: carbohydrate metabolic process. Gene Ontology annotation, molecular function: sialate O-acetylesterase activity. The transcript has 10 exons.
CAUGACUACGAUCACAUGUAUACUUCCUCAUUGAAAACAAGUCGGUUUGAACCAUGGUUUGAACAUGUAUACACGGUUAGUGUUGUGCUUUCUCUCUGUCGCUGUGCGUUUGAACACUGCUGACGAGUUCCGCUUCGCCUCGUAUUAUGGCGAUCACAUGGUGCUCCAGAAAGCGCCGGAGCGAGCCGUGCUGUGGGGGUAUGGGGCAAACGGGUCCAAAGUCAGUGUCACUGUCACUUCGGGAGAAGAACAAGGGAGCAGAGCUGAAAAAGCUGCGUAUGUGCAAAACGGAGUAUGGAGGAUCACCCUGGACCCGGUGCAGGCCGGGGGGCCCUAUGAUGUGAUUGCUGUCCUGCAAGGUUCUGCCGACCCCCCGGUCACCUUGACGGAUGUGCUUUUCGGGGACGUGUGGCUGUGCGGGGGACAGAGCAACAUGGCCUACACUCUCUCUCAGGUGUUCAAUGCUUCAGACGAGCAGGCCCUCGCACCCGAAUACAAGCACGUGCGAAUCUUCAUGGCCGCAUUAGAAGUCAGCAAUGAACCUCUGAUGGAUCUUCCCAGGGCAGCGUUGGCCUGGUCUGUCCCCUCUCCAGAGCUGUUGGGAGGUCCGGCCUUCACACACUUCUCGGCAGUGUGCUGGCUGUUUGGGCGGUACCUGUACCAGGUCCUGGGGUACCCGGUGGGGCUGGUGGAGUCCUGCUGGGGGGGGACCCCUGUGGAGGCCUGGUCCUCUCCCCAGGCCCUGCACAAGUGUGGCCUGGAGAAGCAAGAAGAGGUGGACAGCAGUUAUCUGUAUAUACCUGGCACACUUCCUCAUCUCCUGGAAGGGAUGUCUCAAUUUAUGGUUGCAUGGAAAAACUCCGUUCUCUGGAAUGCUAUGAUACACCCUUUGCUGAACAUGACCAUAAAGGGAGCCGUUUGGUAUCAAGGUGAGUCAAACACACGGUACCACCUGGACAAGUACUCCUGCUCGUUCCCCACCAUGAUCGAUGACUGGAGAGCGGCGUUCCACCUGGGCUCAGGAGGACAGACCGCACCAGACUUCCCUUUUGGAUUCGUCCAGAUCUCCACCAAUGUAAGGAGCUCGAGGAGUGAGGGGUUCCCACUCCUGCGCUGGCACCAGACUGCGGAAUACGGCUUCGCCCCAAACCCGCGCAUGAAGAACACCUUCAUGGCUGUCGCCCUGGACCUGCCUGACGACAAGUCCCCUUGGGGCAGUAUCCACCCGCGGGACAAGCAGGACGUGGCCUAUCGGCUGACACUGGGGGCACGAGCCGUGGCGUACGGUGAAAAGGGCGUGUCCUUCCAGGGCCCAUUUCCUGAUUCAGUCCAGCUGAUUGGAGACAGCAUCAACAUCACCUACAAUCAGCCAGUCUCUGUUACCCCCACCAAAUCUGCGUUUGAGAUCUGCUGCACCGAAGAAAAAAAGCCCUGCAACGGCAGUUCAAAAUGGCUGCCAGCUCCCACAAUGCAGUGGGGGGAGAGAUACGUGCAGGUGUCUGUUUCCAGGUGUGAGAGUGUGGUGUCGGGCCUGCGCUACGCGUGGAGUGACUGGCCCUGUGAGUUCAAAGCCUGCCCAGUCUACAGCGCCGACCGAGGGCUUCCCGCCCCGCCCUUCACCCUGAACCGCUGGCCGCAGCCCUGAAACACAGAAUCACUGUUUGUGCAGAUCGGUGCUGGGAAUGUAAAAAAUCUGACCAGUAAAACAAUAGUGCAAUGCUUCAGUUAAGAAAAACGAGAUCAGUGGCUACAUACACUAUGACACUUUAUCAGUUUAAAAUUGUACUGUAAGAUGAUUGUAUGAAUGUUCUCACCUUAUGAGAGCCUUCAAGCUAUUACAAUGCAUCCUGUAUAUUCAAAUAUCACAUAAAUCUUUUUUUUUUUGAUAUUCAAUAAAUAUGGAAAUACCCGGAAAUACCACAUUGAAAACAAUAAAAUGAUAUUUUAAUAA